GUGUUCAUUAUCUUACAUUAUGGCUCGUACUAAGCAGACUGCUAGAAAGUCGACCGGGGGUAAGGCUCCGCGAAAACAAUUAGCCACCAAAGCUGCACGUAAAAGUGCUCCAGCCACAGGCGGUGUGAAGAAACCUCACCGUUACCGUCCGGGAACCGUUGCUUUACGUGAGAUACGACGUUAUCAGAAGAGUACCGAGUUGCUGAUCCGUAAAUUGCCCUUCCAGAGGUUGGUACGUGAGAUCGCUCAGGAUUUCAAAACUGAUCUCAGAUUUCAAAGUUCCGCCGUAAUGGCACUUCAAGAAGCUAGCGAAGCUUAUUUGGUUGGACUCUUCGAGGAUACCAACUUGUGUGCGAUCCACGCCAAAAGAGUAACUAUCAUGCCGAAGGACAUUCAACUUGCUAGACGUAUCAGGGGGUGA
Molecule: messenger RNA, 421 nt
Organism: Coccinella septempunctata (seven-spotted ladybird)
Lineage: Eukaryota; Metazoa; Arthropoda; Insecta; Coleoptera; Coccinellidae
Product: histone H3-like
Exons: 1
Coding region: 20-421 (133 amino acids)
Cellular component (GO): nucleosome
Molecular function (GO): structural constituent of chromatin; protein heterodimerization activity; DNA binding
Source: RefSeq, a predicted model, not a curated record